This is a messenger RNA of Parasteatoda tepidariorum (common house spider), 1556 nucleotides long. It is a transcript of the gene BckdhA, whose product is annotated as Branched chain keto acid dehydrogenase E1 subunit alpha. Gene Ontology annotation, molecular function: oxidoreductase activity, acting on the aldehyde or oxo group of donors, disulfide as acceptor. Gene Ontology annotation, cellular component: oxoglutarate dehydrogenase complex. Lineage: Eukaryota; Metazoa; Arthropoda; Arachnida; Araneae; Theridiidae. Gene Ontology annotation, biological process: branched-chain amino acid catabolic process. The record is from RefSeq and is a predicted model, not a curated record.
UUGUUUAGUUGCUGUGACGCAGAAUCCAGCUACAUUUUUUAAUUGUUCUUUUUUAAAUUAAUUUUACUAUAUUAAUGGCUACACUGAAUGCUUUAAAAUCGUGUGGUUUUAUCAGCUUCAAAUUACAGUUACUGAAGACUUCAACUUAUUUACCAAAUACUUUGAAAUUUGGGCAAAAUUAUGGCAAACGACUUUUGUGCACAUCUCAAAAUAUUCCAAAAUUGGAAGAGUUUGAUAAACCACAAUUUCCUGGUUCACAAUCACAAUGGACUGAAAAAUUAGAAUUUGUUAGAUCAGAUGUUUAUGAUGGAAUUCCUGUAUACAGAGUUAUGAACCGUGAUGGAAAUAUUAUUGAUCCUUCUCAUGACCCUAAGCUUGGCGAAGAGACUAUAACAAAGCUUUAUAAAGGAAUGACAUUACUGAAUACUAUGGAUCGUAUUCUGUAUGAAUCUCAGAGGCAGGGUAGGAUUUCUUUUUAUAUGACAAGUUUUGGAGAAGAAGGUACCCACUUUGGUAGUGCAGCUGCUUUGGAUCCUCAAGACAUGAUAUUUGGACAAUACAGGGAAGCAGGUGUACUGAUGUAUCGUGGUUUUACCUUAGACCAGUUUGUGAAUCAGUGCUAUGGGAAUAAAAAUGAUAUUGCUAAAGGUCGCCAAAUGCCUGUUCAUUAUGGAAUGAAAUCUCUAAAUUUUGUUUCAAUAUCAUCACCAUUAGCAACUCAGAUGCCACAUGCUGUUGGAGCUGCGUAUGCAUUCAAGAGAUCUCAAUCAGGGUUGUGUGUCAUCACUUAUUUUGGUGAAGGAGCUUCUAGUGAAGGGGAUGCUCAUGCUGCUUUUAAUUUUGCUGCUACUCUUAACUGCCCCAUCAUAUUUUUUUGCCGUAAUAAUGGUUAUGCUAUAUCAACUCCAACUCAUGAGCAAUAUAAAGGUGAUGGAGUAGCUGCAAGAGGCCCUGCUUAUGGUAUACCUUCAAUAAGAGUUGAUGGAAAUGAUAUUCUUGCAGUAUAUAAUGUAGUUAAAUCUGCCAGACAGUUAGUUAUUGAAGAAUCAAAACCUGUUCUCAUUGAAGCUAUGACUUAUAGAAUAGGACAUCAUAGCACAUCAGAUGACAGCAGUGCAUAUAGAUCUGUGGAUGAAGUUAGAUUUUGGCAUCAGAAAGAUCAUCCAAUAACUCGUUUGAGAAAAUACAUGGAGAACCAAGGCUGGUGGGAUGAUGCAAAAGAAAAAGCAUGGAAAGAAGAAACUAAAAAACAAGUAAUGCAGACUGUUGUGAAAGCAGAAAAAUUGAAGAAAGCUCCCAUUGAUGAAAUGUUAAAAGAAGUUUAUGAUGUAAUGCCACCGCAUGUUGAAGAACAACUUCAAUAUAUAAAAGCUCAUGUUGAACAGUAUCAUGAGCAUUAUCCUGUUGAUCAUUUUGAAAAAUAAUUUGUUUUGUUGCCAAAUACAGAUUGCAUUUAUAUUGUUAUGUUAUUGUUUAACUAUUAAAGUCCUAUUUUAUAUUCUUUUUAAGAAAAAGAAAUCUAUUUUUGUAAAACUUUUAAUAAAAUUUUUUUCUUG